This is a messenger RNA of Periconia digitata, 1579 nucleotides long. Lineage: Eukaryota; Fungi; Ascomycota; Dothideomycetes; Pleosporales; Periconiaceae. The record is from the annotation of a GenBank genome assembly.
CGCGCUAUGCGUUCAUGUGCAGGGUCUGAGCGCUGCUGCUGCUGCUGCCAACUGCUUAGUUUUCGACUUCGCAUCGUCAUCAUCUUCUUGCCCUAGUAUUUGGCAUGACUUUCGUUUUGCGAACUUCUCGAUCGACGCAUUUGAUGAAAGUGAGCAUGAAGUUUGUGUGAAGCUGUUGGUCUUCCCUUGUUGGUUCGGUUACUUGCGCUUUCGCUCGCUCGCUCUUCGCGUGGUCGGGUAUUUUUUUUUCUGGUUACGGACAGACGCGGGUUCUGCAGGUUGGUGGUUCGGUCUGCCAUUGAGGAGUCAUCAGCUGAAUCGCUGAGGCGAAAGGUAUCAAAGAGGUGGAAGAACAGUAUCUAAUACUUGGUCCUUGCGACAAACGUGGGAAGGCACAAGGAAGAGAAGGAAGGCUUUCGAGGUUGACUAGAAUUAUCGGAGGAACCUUCUGGCACAACCACCACCGGCAGCUACGAUGAUGCGCGAAGGAGGACCGACGCAGCAACAAGCGCUCGCUAGCUCUACGUCGACAACAGCUGAAGAUUCAACGACAUCUUCAACGACGAACAUGCGCGAUGUCGGCGACGCGGGAUGGACGACGGCUCCUCCACCUCCAACAACUGCUCUACCUACGCCCAAAUUCUCCUCUCUACCGUCUCCGGCCAUCGCGAUACCUCCUCCCGCGCCCACACAUUCAUCAUCGCCCGCAAAGAAGCAGAUGAUAACGCAGCACGCUGAUAGCGCAAGAGUGGACACACAAUUGAACACGCACAGAUUAGGGAUGAGAGUAGCCAUCGAUGCAGCGGCGGCAGCGAGCGCGGGAGUGCUAGUUGCGCCGCUAAUCACAAUGAUUGAUAAGGGAAUCAUCGAGAAUGCUAGCGGGCGGUGCUCACUGAAGGAGAGCUUGAAGGGGAGCUUGCGCGAGUUGGCAACGACACCAUUGAAAUUUAUAGGGGGUCGGCCGUUCGUGUUGAUCUUGUCUCUCUACUUCGGAACCUACUUCACAGCAAACUCAAUCGAUACGGUCUCCUCGACCCUCACCCCCUCAACCCCGCUCACAGCCACGACUUCCGGCACCUCAAAAUUCAUCGCAACAUCCAGCGCGAACCUCGCCCUCUGCCUCUACAAAGACUCGCGUUUUACCCAGCUCUUCGGCUCCACUACCUCUGCUGCGCGUCCCGUCCCCCUCCCAACAUUCGCCCUCUUCACCGUCCGCGAUUGUCUCACAAUCUUCGCCUCGUUCAAUCUACCCCCCAUCAUCGCCCCGCACCUCGAGCACCGCAUGAGUGAGGAAGUCAAGAAAUACGUCGGCGCUGCUAGUGUUGCACAGUUCGCUACGCCUGCUGCUGUACAGCUGUUUAGCACACCGCUGCAUUUGCUUGGGCUUGACCUGUACAACCGUCCCAGUGAUGGGGCGAAGAAAGUGUCUGUGUGGGGUGCCGAUGGCCGCGUGAAUCAGGUGGUAAAGAAUUGGGGGAUGAGCGCUAUUGCACGUAUGGGCAGAAUUGUACCUGCUUUUGGUGUUGGUGGGGUUGUGAACGCAAAGGUUAGGAGGGGGCUGAUGAGGAGAGUGGAAUAA